AUGAGAGUGAUCAGCUUUGUCAUUGCCGUCUUGCCCACUGUGGCAGCAUUCACAGCCCCACAUGCCCCACAGCAGACUCCCCGUUUCGAUUUGUUCGCAUUGAAUGCCGAAACCAACGGAGCCAGCACAGCUGAAAAGAAGAAGGUUAUCGUUUUGGGAGGUGAUGGCUUUUGUGGAUGGCCAACAUCGUUGUACUUGAGUGACCAAGGACACGAUGUUGUUAUUGUCGACAACCUUUCCCGAAGAAAGAUUGACCUCGAUCUUGGAUGCGACUCUUUGACUCCCAUUAGCAGCAUGGAGACCCGUGUUGAUGCGUGGAAGGAGGUCAGCGGCAAGGAAAUGAAAUUCAUCAACUUGGAUGUUGCCAAGGAUUACGACCUGUUGGUCCAACUUAUCAAGGAAGAACAGCCAGACUCCAUUGUUCACUUUGCGGAACAACGUGCUGCCCCUUACUCCAUGAAGGACUCCAAGGGAAAGAGAUACACUGUCGACAAUAACGUUUCUGGAUCCAACAACUUGUGCUGUGCCGUAAUUGAUGCCGACUUGGAUGUCCACAUUGUUCACUUGGGAACCAUGGGUGUCUACGGAUACGGAACUUCUGGAGGCGAAAUCCCUGAAGGAUACAUUGAUGUCACCCUUCCAGGAGGACGCGAAUCCAACAUCUUGCACCCCGCCUACCCUGGAUCUGUCUACCACGCCACCAAGUGUCUUGAUGCUAUCUUGUGGCAAUUCUACCAAAAGAACGAUCAACUCCGAAUUACUGACUUGCAUCAAGGUAUUGUCUGGGGAACCAACACUCCUCAAACCAUCUUGGACGAACGUCUUGUCAACCGAUUCGACUACGACGGAGAUUACGGAACUGUCUUGAACCGAUUCCUCAUGCAAGGAGCCAUGGGGGUUCCAUUGACUGUUUACGGAACUGGAGGUCAAACUCGUGCCUUCAUCCACAUCACCGAUACCGCCCGAUGCAUUGAGAUUGCCAUCAACAACCCCCCCGAAAAGGGAGAACGUGUCGAGAUCUUCAACCAAAUCGCCGAAACACGCAUCACCAACGAACAAGCUUCGCAGAUACGAGAGUCUUCCGUGUUCUUUGACAAUUGCUUUCGUCAUGGUACCAUCGAGGCGUCUGAAGCAGUGAUACGGAAACCAGACUGGUCUUUGGGCAUUGCUCGUCAUCUUAUUGAGGUCUUGACGAAACAACAAACAACAGUUUCUAACUUGGAGAUCUUUCAGGAGUUAAUGGAGGCGGCUGAUCAGGCUUGUCUGGACUUGAGGCUGUGCAGCAUGGUCAACUACACCGAUCCUUCGCUUUCCGUUGAUUCAAAGGCCAAGUUUCUGGAUCUUGUGGAUGGGGAAAAGCACUGCUUUACUUUUCGUGCCAAUGUGAAGAGUCACGAGUGGCUUCAGCUGUUGGAGGAGGAUGUUCUACUGUACAGAAGCGAAACAAACUAUGCCGUUCGUUUGUAUCGGGAUGCAGCUCCUUCCAGAGAACCGGUAUCCCCAAGGAGCGCAGCUGCUCGACGGAAUCUAGAUGAAAGAAUUUCUGACUUUCAGGUACAUGCUCACCGAACGAUCGAAGUUUUGACAACAAUUGAGAAUGUCAUCAGUCAGGCAAUGCGAAGAAACUGCACCUCCAUGCCAACGCCGGUGGAAGAAGCCAGUGUUUACUUUGAAGUAUCAGAACCCUUAUCCAAAGAAUACCAUGACUUGAUUGAUCGGCUAGGAGGAGGCGAAGCAUGCAUCCGAACUUGUGCAGAUGCAUCAGAAUCAAAGAAUACAGAAGGAUAUACAAUCAGAGGAUCCUUUGAUGUCUUGCUACGUGCCAUACAACCAAUACUCAAAUCCAAGGAAGGAGAAUUGGAUACGACUACACCGUGUUCACUGAGAAUUGAUUAUCCAACACCAGAUACUCUUGGACGAUUCAUCAAUGCCUGUCACGAAGCAAAGGAUUAUCCCAACACGAUUGGGAUGGAUGCGGCGAUGGGUAGAUAUUUCUGCCGCAAAUCAGUUCGAGACAUUGAACUUAUGUUGUCCUUCUUGGCCGACUUUUCCACAACAUCCACUGUCAAAAAGGGAUUUACAGUGUUUGAAUAUUCCAGCGAAGACAAGCCGUUCUAA
Messenger RNA from Cylindrotheca closterium, 2118 nucleotides. NCBI's taxonomy places the organism in Eukaryota, Bacillariophyta, Bacillariophyceae, Bacillariales, Bacillariaceae. The record is from the annotation of a GenBank genome assembly.